AUGUCCUCUAUCAAUGCCCACCCCUUCGACCCGCUGCAGCCAAGCGAGGUCCAGCUCGCAGCAGCCAUAAUCCGCGCAGCCCUCCCCAACACCCCCGUCCGCUUCAAGACCAUCGACGUCCAAGAGCCCAUAAAAACCGCCGUCAUCCCACUAAUCGAAGCCGAACGGCGCAAUGAGGGGACCCUCGACAUUCCGCGUCCUGCACGUCUUGUCUUCUCGUACUUUCACCGGCUGGAUACAGGUUCAUUCCUCAAGGCACUCCUGAACCUCACUGAGCGCCGCGUGGUUUCCAUCAAGGAACUCCCGCGCGACGUCCAGGGCCCUGCCGACGUCGACGAGCUAGUUGAAAUGGAGGAGGUCUGCCUCAAGCACCCGGCGGUGGUCGCGGAGAUUGCUAAGAUGAAUCUCCCGGCUGGCAUGUCGGUUUGCACGGACCCGUGGGUCUACGGGACUGAUGACGAGAGAGAGGACCGCAGGUUGUACCAGUGCUAUAUGUACAUCGUGCCUGUGCAUCACCCGCAGAGUAACCACUAUUCCCUGCCCUGUGACUUUUCGCCCGUCUUUGAUGCUGCCACGAAGGAGUUGGUGAGGAUCGAUAAUUUGCCGACUGGCGGUGGGCAUGAGACUCAAGAGACACAGGCCUGGAAGCCAGUCAAGGCUGUGGAGUAUGCGCACGACCUGCUGGACGAGCCGCUACGCAGCGAUCUGAAGCCCUAUAUUGUGCAGCAGCCGCAGGGCCCGUCGUUCCAGGUUGACGGGCACUUGGUGCAGUGGCAGAAGUGGCGCUUCCGGGUUGGAUUCAACGUCCGCGAGGGCCUGGUUCUAUACAAUAUCACCUACGACGGACGCAACGUGUUCUACCGGCUAUCUCUGUCUGAAAUGACGGUGCCCUACGGCGACCCGCGCAAGCCGUACCACCGCAAGCAGGCCUUUGAUGUCGGCGACGUAGGGCUUGGAAUCACCUGCAACCAGCUUGCCCUGGGCUGUGACUGCCUGGGCCAUAUCAAGUACUUUGACGGCUGCCGCACGGAUUCCAAAGGUAACGCCGUGACCCUGAAGAAUGUCAUCUGCCUGCACGAGCAGGACGGUGGGAUCCUGCACAAGCACAGCAAUUAUCGCAACGGCCAUGCAACUGUAGUGCGCAACCGCCAGCUCGUCGUGCAGAUGAUCUGCACCGUCUCGAACUACGAGUACAUCUUCGCCUGGAUCCUCGACCAAGCAGGCGGAAUCGAAUUCGAGGUCCGCGCCACGGGUAUCCUCUCUACAAUGCCCAUCGACAACGACAUCACCGUGCCCUGGUCCACGAACGUCGGACCAGGCGUCACAGCACCAAACCACCAGCACGUCUUCUCGUUGCGCAUCGACCCAGCAAUCGACGGCUUCCACAACACCGCUGUCUACGAAGAAAGCCACCCACUGCCUGCAUCUCUGGGCAUCCCCGACCCCUACGGCGUCGGCUACAUCGCAACAACAACCCCGUUAACAACCGCCGGCCACACCGAAACAGACAUAUCCAAGUCCCGCGUCUUCAAAAUCCGCAACGACAACAUCAUAAACCCCACUACCAAAGCCGCAGUCGCAUACAAGAUCCAGACCCUCCCCACACAGCCGAUGCUCAUGCGCCCCGAGUCGUUUAACCGCCGCCGCGCCCGCUUCGCAGAACACCCCGUCUGGAUCACAAAGUACCGCGACAACGAGCUCUACGCGGCCGGCGAGUUCACGAACCAGAGCAAGUCGUCCACGGACAAUGGCGGGCUGGAGACGUGGGCGGGCAGAGGCGAGAGCGUGGUGGAUGCCGACCUGGUCUUCUGGCAUACAUUUACGCUGACGCAUAACCCGCGGCCGGAGGAUUUCCCGGUUAUGCCUGUGGAGCGAAUCAGUGUGCAUCUGAAGCCGGCAGGGUUUUUUGAGAAGAACCCUGCGCUGGAUGUUCCGCCGGAGAAUAGGGGGUUUAAUGGGUCGAGGGAGGUUGAGACGGGGAAGUCGUGCUGUGUGAAGUUGUAA
This is a messenger RNA of Aspergillus versicolor CBS 583.65, 2004 nucleotides long. RefSeq lists its product as uncharacterized. The coding region runs from base 1 to 2004 and encodes 667 amino acids. The record is from RefSeq and is a predicted model, not a curated record. Lineage: Eukaryota; Fungi; Ascomycota; Eurotiomycetes; Eurotiales; Aspergillaceae. Gene Ontology annotation, biological process: amine metabolic process. Gene Ontology annotation, molecular function: primary methylamine oxidase activity; copper ion binding; quinone binding. The transcript has a single exon.